Aegilops tauschii subsp. strangulata is the source of this 1923-nucleotide messenger RNA. Its product is annotated as probable GTP-binding protein OBGC2. Lineage: Eukaryota; Viridiplantae; Streptophyta; Magnoliopsida; Poales; Poaceae. The record is from RefSeq and is a predicted model, not a curated record. Gene Ontology annotation, molecular function: GTPase activity; GTP binding; chromatin binding. Gene Ontology annotation, cellular component: mitochondrion.
CCACCAGUGGCAGCAGCAGCACAGCAAUGGCGACGCUUCUCCUCCCCUCCCACGCGGCGAGCCACCACCGCCGCGCCGUCUUCUCCGGCGGCGCGCACCACCACCCGCUUCUCCAGCCGGACCUCCUCGCGGAUGCCCUGCACGCCGCGGCGAGCAGGAGGCGCAGGCCCAUCGCGGUGGCGUGCCGGGCGGCGUCAGCGGCGGCCAGGGCCAAGGCUCCCCCGAGCGCGGGCGCGGGCCCGCCGCCGCAGGCGCUGGCCAAGGAGGCGCACAAGUAUUUCGACCACGCGGUCGUCAGCGUGCGCGCGGGCGACGGCGGCCACGGCGCCGUCCUGAACAUGCCGCCGGGUCCCUCCGCGGACUCGGCCCCCGCCAAGACCCGCGGCGGCGGCAGAGCCGCCGACAAGGGCAAGGCCAAGAAGGGCAGCGGGAAGAAGGUGUCGUUCAAGCGGAACUACGACGGGUCGGUGUCGCUGCCCGUUGGCGGGCACGGCGGCGACGUGGUGCUGUACGCCGACGAGGCGGAGGAGUCGCUGCUGGGGUUCCACGCCAAGGUCCGGCACUGCGCCAAGAGGGGCGGCAACGUGGGGGCCACCGGCACCCUCAGCUCCCGGAUGCACAACGGCUUCGCCGGGGAGACGCUCAGGAUACCCGUGCCUGUAGGCACCGUCGUGAGGCGCAAGAAGGGGUCUGUUCUUGCUGAUUUGGCCCAUCCUGGUGAUGAGGUGCUCGUCGCUAGGGGUGGACAGGGCGGGAUUAGCUUGAUCGAUGCGCCCGAUUACAAAAGAGGGAAAGCCAUGGCUUUAUCGCCUAAUGUCAUGCGUGAUGUUACUGAUAAGAUAUUAACUCAUGGCCAGCCUGGUGAGGAAAUAAGCUUGGAGUUAAUCUUAAGGGUGGUUGCAGAUGUUGGCCUUGUGGGACUUCCAAAUGCUGGAAAAUCAACACUUCUAUCAGCUAUAACACUUGCAAGACCAGACAUUGCUGAUUAUCCAUUCACUACAUUGAUGCCAAAUCUUGGCCGGCUUGGUGGAGAUCCUACUUUAGGGGCUAUGCAGUUUUCCUCUGGAGCAACAUUGGCAGAUUUGCCAGGUCUUAUUGAGGGCGCUCAUCUGGGCAAGGGUCUUGGUCGCAAUUUCUUGAGACAUUUGAGGAGAACGAGGGUAAUUGUCCACGUCGUUGAUGCUGCUGCUGAUGACCCUGUGAACGAUUAUAAGAUUGUCAGAGAUGAAUUAAGGAUGUAUAACCCCAAAUACCUGGAGCGGCCUUAUGUUGUGGUCCUGAACAAGAUUGAUCUUCCUAAGGCCCAAGAUAUGUUAUCUUCAUUAGCACUUGAAAUAUCUUCAGUAGGCUGUGAAGAAUGCCACGACAGCAAUACCAGCAAAGAAAAGCUAAAUGAAAAUUUCAACAGACACCAUAUGUCAGAGGACGAUGAUAAGGAACUUGGGGACUAUCCAAGACCUCAAGCUGUAAUCGGUGCAAGCGUACUGAGGCACAUCGGGAUCGACGAGAUGCUGAAGGAAAUCAGGACAGCCCUGGGAAAAUGCUCCGAUCACAUGUUACCAGGACCAUGAAUCUGAAAGCCUGCACGCUGGAGCCCUUAACAUCAGUCCAACACCUGGAAAGGAUCGAGACGGAUCGACUGGUUCUUCAAAAACAGCGUCAGUCGAGUCUGUCCUUUGCUCAUGACACCGUUGGCAAUUCCUGGAGGACAAAAACUACCAGUCUGAUUGUCCAAAAUCCUGACGCGGAGCGCUUCAGCGUCUUCCACGUUAGCUUGAGCACGAGCAGUUGCAGAUAUCCAGGCUACACCUCCAUCUGUAUUCAGUGCCAGAGAUAGAAAUAAAUCAGUUGUGUGAAAUAUUGAAAAACUAAUGGGGACUCGAAUAUAUUCGUCUGCACGUAUUAGUGAAGAUUUGAGAAUCA